AUGGUAGUUCAGAAACAAUGGAAACGACUAUUGUGGCUAAAGCAACCGUUUCCAGACACAUACACAGACCCAAACUUCCAUAAACAAUACAAUGAGCUAAUACUUGGGCAAGCAUCAGUACGGCCCCACUCUUCAUACAGAUCCGUUUUACUUGAUCUUUUCCAAUUUUACCACACGAUCAUCAACGCGAUGCUAUUAUACAUCAUAUUUGCAUGGUUUUAUCACUAUAAAUACAACCCCAUAUUGAUAGCUAGCUGUACGUCUCUAGUCUCAUUAAUCAUUGGUAAUCGAAGCGUACCGUGGAAGUCUAGCGUAAUCAUUAUUUUUGCGAUGUUGACUCUAUCCCCCGUGUUGAAGUCGUUAUCGAAGACAACUUCGUCAGAUUCCAUAUGGACCCUAUCCGCAUGGUUUAGCAUAUUUUACAUCAUUUCAAUUUCCACACUCGAAUCGAAAACUUUGCCAACAAACAUUCUUUUCUCUAAUGUCACUGUCUUAUCUUCAAGACUGGAGACCUCCACUCAAGUAUUCUGCUUCCUAUUGAUCUGUAUUCAAGUUAAUAUCCUAUUACCAACAAUGGAAAAGUAUCUUUUAAAACACAGAAUGAAACUGCCACAUAUGAUAUGCGUAGUAUGCACACAUGGUACAGUGUACUACUUUAUCACAAAACUACUAGGAUUUGCAAUUACCAUUCCGUUGGGCAUAUCGUCAUUGCUAUUACUAUUUGUAAUUCCACGUUAUUAUAUUAAUUGGGAACGUUAUUACCAACAAGGACAUCCCAUAUUGCAUCAGUGGGAUGCAAAAACUCCUAUUCUAGACUGA
Molecule: messenger RNA, 819 nt
Organism: Kluyveromyces marxianus DMKU3-1042
Lineage: Eukaryota; Fungi; Ascomycota; Saccharomycetes; Saccharomycetales; Saccharomycetaceae
Gene: GPI2
Product: phosphatidylinositol N-acetylglucosaminyltransferase
Exons: 1
Coding region: 1-819 (272 amino acids)
Biological process (GO): GPI anchor biosynthetic process
Cellular component (GO): membrane; glycosylphosphatidylinositol-N-acetylglucosaminyltransferase (GPI-GnT) complex
Source: RefSeq, a predicted model, not a curated record